GCCCGCUUGUUGAUGUUCUACGCAAACGCGAACAACCUGCUUGCACGAGCUCUUCUUGUUUUCCAGUGAACGAAUCGAAUCCCAAUCUCCGAUCUUCGCUUCGAAUGAAAGAGGAUUCCGCUUUAGGCCCUAAAGUUCAAACCAACCAAGAGAGCUAAAGAAGUUCUGCCACUCGAUUGAAGCUGAAAAGACUCCAUUCAUCGAAUUAUUUCGUCUGCGAGGUUUGCAUAUCCUUACCAUUCACUCAACCUCAAUGGCUUCGACUGUGGGAUCGACGGCGGAGGGUCUCUCGGCCCUCGACAUCAGCGGCGACUGGGCUGCCUCUGCUCCGAAUCUCUGGAAAAAUCUCUCUCUUCUCUCUCCUGAUCAGGUUCAGCUGGCGAAGAUGUUGUUGCAGAUGGGGCAGAGCCAUCUGUUCGAGCGCUGGCCUGAGCCCGGCGUUGAUGACGAUGAGAAGCGGGCCUUUUUUCAACAGGUGGCCCGACUUAAUGCAAGCUAUCCUGGGGGCUUGGCUUCCUACAUCAGAACUGCUAGAGAACUCUUAGCAGAUUCUAAAUCUGGGAAGAAUCCGUUUGAUGGAUUUACACCUUCUGUCCCAUCAGGAGAGUCUCUGACUUUUGGUGAUGACAACUUUAUUCAUUUUGAGGAGAUUGGUGUCAAGGAAAUGCAAAAUGCUGCAUUUGUUCUUGUUGCUGGGGGACUUGGCGAACGUCUUGGAUAUAAUGGAAUUAAGGUGGCUCUUCCUCGAGAGUCUUCCACUGGCACAUGUUUCCUACAGCAUUACAUUGAAUCGAUUUUAGCAUUGCAAGAAGCUAGCUGUAGACUUGUGGAAGGGGCAUGUCAAAGACAGAUUCCUUUUGUUAUAAUGACAUCUGAUGACACUCAUGCACGUACUCUUAAGCUUUUGGAAUCAAAUGCUUACUUUGGAAUGAGUCCUUCACAAGUUACACUUCUAAAGCAGGAAAAAGUUGCUUGUGUAGAUGAUAAUGAUGCGAGACUUGCUGUGGACCCACAUAAUAAAUACAGAAUUCAGACAAAACCUCAUGGUCAUGGUGAUGUUCAUUCACUGCUUUAUUCCAGUGGCCUUUUGAAGACAUGGAGGGAUGCUGGCUUGAGAUGGGUUCUGUUUUUCCAAGAUACAAAUGGACUUCUCUUCAAGGCAAUUCCAGCAUCACUUGGUGUGAGUGCUUCCAAACAAUACCAUGUUAAUUCUCUUGCUGUGCCUCGCAAAGCUAAGGAAGCUAUUGGAGGAAUUGCCAAGCUUACUCACAGUGAUGGUAGGACAAUGGUGAUUAAUGUGGAAUACAAUCAGCUAGAUCCUUUGCUCAGAUCAACUGGACACCCUGAUGGUGAUGUCAACUGUGAGACAGGCUAUUCUCCUUUUCCUGGAAACAUAAACCAAUUGAUUCUUGAACUUGGGCCCUACAUUGAGGAGCUUCAGAAAACUGGCGGUGCUAUAAAGGAGUUUGUGAACCCCAAAUACAAAGAUGCUACCAAAACAUCAUUUAAGUCCUCUACUCGACUGGAGUGUAUGAUGCAAGACUAUCCUCAAACAUUGCCCCCAACAGCUAGGGUUGGAUUUACGGUAAUGGAUAUUUGGCUUGCUUAUGCACCUGUGAAAAACAACCCUGAGGAUGCUGCCAAGGUACCAAAGGGAAAUCCAUAUCACAGUGCUACUUCAGGCGAAAUGGCCAUAUAUCGGGCAAAUAGCCUCAUGCUCAAAAAGGCUGGAGUUAAGGUAUCCGAUCCAGUCCUUCAGGUGUUCAACGGACAAGAGGUGGAAGUGUGGCCCCGUGUCACCUGGAAGCCACAAUGGGCACUUACUUACGCAGAUGUUAAAAGCAAAGCGAGCGAGAGCUGUUACAUUUCCCAGAGAUCCACCUUGAUCAUUAAUGGCCGUAACAUCUUUCUUGAGGAUCUCUCCCUUGAUGGGGCUUUUGUUAUAAACUCGGCUGAUGACGCAGAGGUGAAAAUCGGAGGUUCAGUGCAAAAUAAAGGCUGGCUCCUCGAGAACGUUGAUUACAAAGACACUUCAGUGCCCGAGGAAGUGAGGAUCAGGGGUUUCAGAAUAAACAAGGUUGAGCAAUUGGAAAAAACAUACAACGAGGCUGGGAAGUUCUCCUGGAAGCCUUGAAGGCGAAUAUACCCAAGAGAUAAUGCAUUGCCCAGUCUUCUUUCUCGACUCGAAAAGUAUUGGUUGAUGCUAAUAAAUAUUUUCCUCUAAUAACUCAAAUAAAAUUUACCACCCUCUUCGUAAUUGUAAUUUUUCAUUAGGCGUGGGUUAUGUGCGAUACGAGGUGAGGUUUUUGUAAGUUAUAGGUUGGAAGAGAGAUUGGUUUUGUGCUUUGUGACAAUUGGUCGAUUCUUGAUUGGGAUCCCCAUUUGACUAAGUCUUAUCUCAUGAGCUUGUGGUGCAUUCGAUUUCGGUUCUGGAAACUGUUUUGUUAUCAUCACUGGUGGGAAGAGCUGUUGGAAAACGCCCUUUUCCAGUUUUAAGUUCUAAACAAUUUCUCUGCAUUUUGGGCACCUUUUUGAUACACGAAGAGAAAUUGCAUGAAACCUAUGCGAGUUGACUUGGCUUGGUAAUAAAAGGGCAUAACGUUUUCCUUUGCA
Messenger RNA from Diospyros lotus (date-plum), 2613 nucleotides. RefSeq names its product UDP-sugar pyrophosphorylase. Gene Ontology annotation, biological process: UDP-N-acetylglucosamine biosynthetic process. Gene Ontology annotation, molecular function: UDP-N-acetylglucosamine diphosphorylase activity. Lineage: Eukaryota; Viridiplantae; Streptophyta; Magnoliopsida; Ericales; Ebenaceae. The record is from RefSeq and is a predicted model, not a curated record. Bases 254 to 2134 code for a protein of 626 amino acids. The transcript is spliced from 17 exons.